Messenger RNA from Aspergillus clavatus NRRL 1, 1545 nucleotides. Its product is annotated as F-box protein. The transcript has a single exon. Lineage: Eukaryota; Fungi; Ascomycota; Eurotiomycetes; Eurotiales; Aspergillaceae. The record is from RefSeq and is a predicted model, not a curated record. Gene Ontology annotation, molecular function: protein binding. The coding region runs from base 1 to 1545 and encodes 514 amino acids.
AUGGCGGAUUCUACAAUCACGCGACAAUGCCACCAGCGGGGCCGAGUGAUGGGGCUGCCAUCUAUGCCACUGGAAAUAUUCUGGAUGGUUCUGAAGUACCUCGACCCUGUCGAUAUUGUUCGAUCUCGUCGAGUAUCACGGUGCUGGAAAGAGGCGUUCACGAACCCAGAGUAUUUGGUUCGACUCAUGACCGAAUUGUUUCCACAAGCUCAAGAGGUUCGCGAAUUAGAAUCGAGCAAGCCCUUGAAGGGUUUAGUCUCAAAUGUUCUUGAUGACCAACACUGGCGCAAGCUGUUCGACAAGGUUGCCUCUCGGUAUAAUUAUCUACAUCGCGGGAAACCAAAGUCGGUGCAGAAGCUCAAGCUGUGCGAGGACUUUGGUAUAUCCGGAGAAAGAGAGUGGUUCCAGGUUCAGCCUUGGGACAACCAUGCCAGUCACCUCAUGCAACGCGUUGAUCGUGUCUACCCGGAGACCUUCUGGACGUAUGAGGAUGGUUUGCUGGUCUAUCCGAGCGCAGAUUAUGCCUCGCUGGUUCUUCUAGAUGUUGAGGCUGAUAAGAAGACGAUGGUGCCAUUCUUGAUCAUUGGCAAGGUCAUCAGGAGGAUUCGUUUACAGCGACGAGUUCUAGUGGUGGAAUGGGCGGAACCGAAGGCCUUCCACUGGCUGAACGACAGCGAUGGGGUUCAUCGGCAUUUUGCCUCGUCGUUCGAUGUGGUCAAGGGUCCUGAUGGGUGGAAUGUCACAUUCCGCAAUGAAUGGAAGAUCAUGUUUCUCGGGCAUCCGCUGAGUGAACGAGACCGAUUUUACUCCACGCACAGCAAAACACAUUAUGUGAUCUACAUCUGGCAACCAAAUCGCAGCUUAUACACUGCCGACGAAGACGCUCCGAUAGAGUCCUUGUUUGUCUGGGAUAUCUCCAAGCCAUCGCCCUAUAGGCCCUCUCUAGAUCCAGCCGGACGUCAACGGGAUGAUGAAUUGGGCCAAAGUCCCUCUAUCGUCUCGCGCUUUGGAUUCCGCGAACUUGGUUUCUUUUCUGUGAGGCAACGAGGAAUACCGGGAAUACAUGGCUUAGAAAUUACCGAGGAUGAUCAGUCCAUUGAGAUCAUCGAGAAUCUAUGCACGGGGCCGCUAGACCGCCUCGUUGGACCGGCAGAGUGGACAUCUCAGGUUCAAAUCACGAGUAUCCCCUUGAUUGGCGACGGACCCUGCUGGAGGCGAGACGUUGAUUAUGUUCUUCCUCCUUACCGCGGAAGCAGCGGGCUCCAAACGGAGCCUCUCAGUUUGCUGUGCGAUAAGUUCUGGUACACAGCCAUCUCUGAGGCAUAUGAUACAGCGCCGCAGGUAGGAUUUGCGUUGCACCUAUCUCCCUUUGGCUGGCCCUUUGACUACAAAACCUACUUGAGCGUCCAAACACCGUCCUCCCGGGUCGUCUUGAAGCCGGACGACGCAAAUGAGUUAGCUGGAAAGGGCAAGAUUUGUGGGAAUGAAAAAUUCGUGUUAGGUGAGAAUGGCAACCGCGAGCUUGUCAUUUGGAGAUUUGAUUGA